CCGGUGGAGGCUCAGCGUCAGAACGCCUGUGUCCGCGGAAGUGGACGGAUCCCGUCCAGCGAGAACAGUUCCAGUGUAGCUGGCAGUGAACAGUGACGUGUAGUGUCAGAGAGUCAGUGGCCGAGUGCUCGUCUUCCAUCCGGAUACCACUUGCCGGUUCGCCAUGGCCCCCAACAUCACCAACGCACCCACCGGUGUGCUCUUCGAGGAUGACGACAAGCCCAUCGAGGGACUGAAGGACAGGGUGGUGGACACCCAUGUCCCCCAGACUUGCGACCCCAACCACAAGAUCCGCAUCGUCUGGAGAAACGUUGCCAUCUUCUUGUACCUGCACAUUGCCGCCAUCUACGGCGGCUACCUGCUCCUCACCUCCGCCAAGCUCCUCACCGUCGCCUUCGCCAUCGUCAUGUACUGGGCUGGCGGCUUGGGUAUCACUGCCGGCGCCCAUCGUCUGUGGGCCCACAAGGCCUACAAGGCCAACCUUCCCCUGCGCAUCAUCCUGACCGUGUUCAACACCAUCGCCUUCCAGAACCACGUCAUCGAGUGGGCUCGCGACCACCGUGUGCACCACAAGUACACUGAGACCGACGCCGACCCCCACAACCUGAACCGCGGCGUCUUCUUCGCCCACGUCGGCUGGCUGUUGUGCCGCAAGCACCCCGACGUCAUCUCCAAGGGCAAGGGCAUCGACAUGUCCGACCUGGAGUCCGACCCCGUGCUCGCCUUCCAGAAGAAGUACUACCUCAUCCUGAUGCCCAUCACCUGCUUCAUCGUGCCCACCAUGAUCCCCAUGUACCUCUGGAACGAGACCUUCACCAACUCGUGGUUCGUGGCCACCAUGUUCCGCUACGUGUUCACCCUCAACAUGACCUGGCUGGUGAACAGCGCCGCCCACAAGUGGGGAAACCGCCCCUACGAUGAGUCCAUUGCCCCCUCCGAAAACCUGGGCGUCUCCAUCGGUGCCAUGGGCGAGGGCUGGCACAACUACCACCACGUCUUCCCCUGGGACUACAAGGCGGCCGAGCUGGGCAACUACAGGGGCAACUUCACCACGGCCUUCAUCGACUUCUUCUCGCGCCUGGGCUGGGCCUACGACCUCAAGACCGUGCCCUCCGCCAUGGUCAAGUCCCGCGUGGAGAGGACCGGUGACGGCAGCCACGAAGUCUGGGGCUGGGGAGACAAGGACAUGACCCCUGAGGACCGGCAGAUGGCCAACAUCCUCAACAAGAAGUCCACCUAGACACCCUCUAGGUGGGCGUGUACAUAGUAUGCGUGCAUGUGUGUGAGAAAGUGCGUGCUUGUGUGUGUGUCCGAGCGUGUGAGCGUGUUGUGAGAGAAUGAGUGCCCGGUGUCACAUUAAUUGCGACUCAAAAUGUGAAUGUAGUCUGUCCAAGACAACUUCUGUGCCAUGGGUUGUUACGAAGCGUCAACAGCUGGGUUGUAGAUUCGCCUUAAGUUUUAAUUGGUUUGCGUGUCGAUAGAGAAAGACAAAAUUUUAUGUUUUUUCAACCUUCUUUGUAAUAAUUUUACCCAGUGCUAUGACUUAGACUCUUCUCAUUAUUAUCCACAAUAUAGUAGGUUUUUUUUUCAUUUUCAGAGUAUGUUAAGGGAAGUCCACCAAGUAAAGGCAAUUUUUUCUAAAAUUUGUGUUAGAACAUUACGUUUUUAGUAGAAGCAUGCAGACACGCGCAUGAAAGGAAAUCUUAUUUUCGGUGGCUUGACUUCUCACGUGACAUAACGUUUUCUGUGAUAUAACGUAGCUUAUUGGAUACUGUCUUUGUUGAUUCUGCAACCCAAUGAGUGGGGCACAAUUUUUCAACAUUAAUUUUAAGUAUGUAGUUAUCAUGUUAUUUCAACUGUAGGCUUAUGGAUCUGUGUUUUUGGUGUCAGAUUCUGCUCAUUAUUGUGACACGGCUUUUCUGUUUUUAACUACUGAAAUGUGUGCCCAGGAAGUAGAACCGACUUCCUCUGCGGCGCGAGCCCUUUCUGGUUGACACGUUCUCUAACAAGAAGUAGAGUGUACGCCGAGGGCGUUAAGUCGAGAUCGCAUUGUAUCGACAUCGAAUCGGUGUAUCACUGUCUCAUGUCUUACUGAGAGCUCAAGGACUGAAGAGGCGCCGGCUGCAGAGCAGGCGGAGUUUGGGGCUGAGCGUUCCCACAACACCGCGUGGUCGGUUGAGGCCAUAGUUUUAUUUCUUCCUCCAAAGAUUUUCAUCCUAUGUCAAGAGUGUUUCAUUAUCUGUCUGCGACUUUUCUAUAAUUCUCUCAAAUUUUGUCAAUUUGCCGAUAGAUACUAUUUGAAAAAGUUAGGUACAAACGAGUAGGCUAGAGUUUGGACUUACUGGGUAAGGGCAUCCGCAAACAUCUUCAAUGAUAGUGUUUUGUAAUUGGUGAUCGGGAAAUCUUAUGAAAUUCGGCAUAAUGUAGUUUAAAGCUAUGGUUGUGAUAAUCCUAUGUCAAGAGUGAAUAAUGUUGAGCCUGUACAUGAACAAAAAUUAGCCUACUGUUUUUAUAGAGCUCUUGAUUGCACUUUUUGUUUCUUGAGAAGGAGCUUUGAUUAUUUAUUGAUACUUGUAUGUCUAGAGUAGCCAGUGACGUGCCGUACAUAGCCGUGCAUUGUAGCGUCCUCCAGCCUUUUGACUCUUUUUCUGUUUACUUAAGAAAAGUCUCUUUUGGUCGGCAUGGAGUGCUUCAAAUGCGGGUUGCGUUUUUAGCUUAUCGGAUUGUUGUGAAUUUUCCAUCGUGGGUGGAGAAAUUCAAAAACAUUGACUGAUCGUACGUGGAGUGACGAAAAAAAUUAUAUAUUUGAUAAUUGUUGCAAUAAAAAUACUUUUGUCUUGGUUA
Messenger RNA from Thrips palmi, 2844 nucleotides. RefSeq names its product acyl-CoA Delta(11) desaturase-like. Lineage: Eukaryota; Metazoa; Arthropoda; Insecta; Thysanoptera; Thripidae. Gene Ontology annotation, biological process: unsaturated fatty acid biosynthetic process. Gene Ontology annotation, molecular function: iron ion binding; stearoyl-CoA 9-desaturase activity. The record is from RefSeq and is a predicted model, not a curated record. The coding region runs from base 164 to 1240 and encodes 358 amino acids. Gene Ontology annotation, cellular component: endoplasmic reticulum membrane. The transcript is spliced from 5 exons.